AUCUUCCGGGCGCGGGAAGCCAACGGUUCGGCCGUGCGGCUGGAGGCGGAAGUGACGCGCCAGAGACGCGCCGGCCUGUCUUCCGGCAUCGGCUCCGCCUGUCCGUUAGCGGUCCCUGUCCUCGCGGAUGCCAGUCCCGGCGCUGGAAAUCGAGAUCCAGCCAUCCCUGCAUCAGGAGGGAAGGAGACUGCCCCAUCCACAGAGGUUGACAAGCUGCCCUGCAGCAGCCCUGGCCUCAGGAACGGAGCCUUCAGAUGUUCCCAUCAGCCUCCCGGGAUGGCAGCCCCUGACCUGGCCCACAGAGGUCGUGUUUCUAAGGACUUAGUCUGCCUUCAUGAAGAACAGACCCAGGCAGCAGGGAUGUUGGCUGGCUGGCUGAUAGAGUCUUACCAGGACUCGGUGACAUUUGAUGACGUGGCUGUGGCCUUCACCCAGGAGGAGUGGACUUUACUGGACCCAUCUCAGAGAGACCUCUACAGGGACGUGAUGCUGGAGAACUACGAAAACCUGGCCUCAGUAGGACACCACCUGUUCAAACCCAGUGUGAUCUGUUGGCUGGAGGAGGAAGGGCCGUCGAGGGCAGGGCAGCGAGGAGUUCUCCAGGAAUGGCGACUUAAAAGCAAAGGCUCAGCACUUCAGCAGGAUAGAGCUUGGUUCCAUAGCGCAUCAGAUGAGACACAGACGCAGGCAAGAAGCCACAAUGGAGGGCAGCCCUGUGACCGGAUGCAGUGUGGAGAGGCUGUCAGCGAGCCCUCAGAUCUCAGCACCCAUGUGACACCUCAAAAUACAGGAUACAGUUGUGUCUCUAACCAUUAUGGAAAAGACUUUUUAAUUUCACAGCAGAAAACCUUGUGCAAAGCUGGAGGGCAGUUUUCGGUGUUGGAUCAGUGUGGAAAAGCCUUUAGCCCUCCUCCAAAUGUUGUUUCCCAGCAAACAUGGACUUGGGACAUUGACUACAGCAACUGUGGGAAAGCACUCCUUAACCAGACGUACCUUCAGGGUCGUGUGAGAACUCACAGCGGAGAAGGAACAUGUAAAUGGAAGCAGUGUGGGAAGGCUCUCACCCACUCCCCAGGCUGUGCCACACCUGUUGAAAUGCAUGCUGUAAGGAAUCCUCACGUAUGUAGGGAAUGUGGGAAGGCCUUUAGAUACACUGCAUACCUUACUAGUCACAUGCGAGUCCACACUGGGGAGAAGCCCUGUGACUUUAAAGAAUGUGGAAAAUCCUCCCGUAUUUCCUCAAGCCUAACUCAACAUGUAAGCAUUCAUGCUGCAGAGAAGCGCUGCGAGUGUGAAGAAUGCAGAAGAGCAGUCGCCGGAUGCUCAGGUCUUUCUCAGCACGUCCGAACACACGCUGGAGAGAAGCCCUACGAAUGCAAGGACUGUGGGAAAGCCUACAGCAGGUUUUAUCCACUGAGUGAACAUUUAAAAACUCACAUGAGGGAGAAGCCCUUUGCAUGUGUGGUUUGCGGAAAAUAUUUUAGAAAUUCCUCAUGCCUUAAUAAUCACCUUCGAAUUCACGCUGGAAUAAAACCCUAUGCGUGCAGCUACUGUGGGAAGGCCUUCACUGUGCGCUGUGGCCUUACUAGACACGUUCGAACACACACGGGCGAGAAGCCAUACAUGUGUAAGGACUGUGGGAAAGCCUUCUGUACAUCCUCAGGCCUCACUGAACACGUCAGGACUCACACUGGAGAGAAACCCUAUGAGUGUAAAGAUUGUGGGAAAUCCUUCACUGUUUCUUCAAGCCUGACUGAACAUGUGAGAAUCCAUACUGGAGAAAAACCCUAUGAAUGUAAGCAGUGUGGCAAAGCCUUCACGGGGCGCUCAGGGCUUACGAAACACGAGCGGACACACACCGGGGAGAAGCCCUACGAGUGUAGGGACUGUGGGAAAGCCUACAACAGAGUUUAUCUACUGAAUGAACACGUGAAAACUCACACAGAGGAGAAGCCCUUUAUAUGUCUGAUAUGCGGGAAGUCCUUUAGAAACUCCUCAUGCCUGAAUAAGCACAUUCAGAUUCACACUGGAAUAAAACCUUACGAAUGUAGGGACUGUGGGAAAACCUUCACCGUUUCUUCGAGCCUAACUGAACAUGUGCGAACUCACACUGGAGAGAAGCCUUACCAGUGUAAAACAUGCGGAAAGGCCUUCACCACGUCCUCACACCUUAUCGUGCAUGUAAGAACCCACACUGGAGAGAAACCCUACAUGUGUAAGGAGUGUGGAAAAGCCUUUGCUUCCUCCUCACACCUCAUUGAACACAGAAGGACUCACACAGGAGAGAAGCCUUACAUAUGUAACGAAUGUGGGAAGGCCUUCCGUGCCUCCUCUCACCUGCGUAAACAUGGGAGAAUUCACACAGGACAGAAACCCUAUAAAUGUAAGGACUGUGGGAAAGCAUAUAAUCGGUUUUAUCUCCUAAAGGAACAUUUAAAAACUUACACUGAAGCGCAGCUUUUUGUAUGUGAGGACUGUGGAAAGUCUUUUAAGAAUUCCUCAUGCCUUAACCAUCACACUCAAAUUCACAGUAAUGAGAAACCUUACUAAUAUAGGGAAACUGGGGAAGCCCUCAGUUACAUUCGCUCAUGCUGAAGACAUGAAAGAUGUCUUGCUCCCUGGUGCCCAUGACCUGAGGAACGUGGCCAGGCCGUCAGCAUCUGAUCACAGCCUGACUGCAGGAAGGCACCCGGAGGCCUAGAACAGGACAGAGGAAGCCCUCGUGUUCUCAGGUCCUGCAAAAUACGGACGGGAUCCAGUCGCGAGGACCCUGCUGAUGUGUGAUAGGUGCUUUGCUUUGAGGCUCUGCACAGUGCUGUGACCAUCCUUUGUGGUGUCACAUUGGAGAAAACCUUAAGAAGGUGAGGAUUGUUGGGAGGUCGUUUUCACGUGACAUCGUUCCUCAGCCUUUAGUAAACGCGGGGAUUGACACUUGAAGUAUUGUGAAUGUACGGAAGAUAGGAAUCGCUUCCUUGUGAACUGAACAGAGACAUGUCUUUCCGGGGGUUCUGUAGAUGUAGUUUGAACCUUUAUGAUGCUGCGCAGAUCCUUCUUGGAGUGAUGGCUCAGUUCCAGUAGAAAUCUUCCAGUCUGGUUAUUACACAGUCCGAGUUUCAGCCUGAGGAUUCAGAUGCCAUCCUGUGUCAGCCAUGUGGGCUUUGGUUGGCUAGUCGUGCUCUUAGGUGUGACCCCACCUAUAGGGUCCCACGCUGGCCAAGGUGGGGCAUCACACAGCUCCACAUUUUAUGAAAAUGUCCUUGUUCUUCUCCCAUGCCUGACCCCUCCAGAUAAAACAGCAGGUGCAAGGUGGGGCAGAGUGGAGAGGGGCAAGGUCAGAGGCCCGCACCAGGAGCUGCCCCCCUUUCAUGGCUGUGGAGGGAGAGCCAGCACCCCACAUUCACGGAGGUUGGAAUUCUCGUACCUCAGGAGGGUGAGAGCCCUGAGUGUCGCUGUUGACCUCCAGAUCCUCUCUACAGUGUGCAGAGCAGUCCUGGCAGCUGCUGCGAUCUGGCCUUUCUUGGAGGGAGCUGCUUGUGUGUGUGCUGCCCCUUUGCAUGCCGUGAAAACAGGCGGGGACACAGCUGGUCCUGGCUUCCAUGGCAGUUGGCAGCAUCGCCGGCGCUUCCUGGAUGAGGCCCUAAACUCACACAGCAGCAGAGCAAGGUUUCUGUGUGAGUGACUCCAGUGUGUGUCCCCUGGCUACAGCCACCUUGGGUUAUAUAUUUUACGGCCAUCAGGGCUGCAUCUGCUUGGUGACUGGUGUUAAAUCCCCACAGUAGGAAGGUAAUCUACAAGGUGAACAAUAAAUCCUAGAUGGAGAGACCUGUGCACCUUUGCGUUACGUGUUUGCCAUGGAGAGGAGUGGGUGUGCGGUGUUUCCCUUUGGGAUUGCGUGUGGCUGUGUAGCCUAUCUGUUGCCACCUUUAAUUGUGGGUAGCGACACCAGAGGUCAUCAGAUGAGUGUGAACCACCUUGUGGGGCUGUGGCGGCUCCUGGCCGGGCCUCGGAUGCCAUCCUCAUUGGCUGAAAACACAAUUGCCGUCCUGGUGCUUGGACUUAUGGUGACAGCAUCCUGAGUCCAGAGCUUGUGAGUCUCAGGUGACGCCCGUCCUGGUGCUUGGACUUAUGGUGACAGCAUCCUGAGUCCAGAGCUUGUGAGUCUCAGGUGACGCCCGUCCUGGUGCUUGGACUUAUGGUGACAGCAUCCUGAGUCCAGAGCUUGUGAGUCUCAGGUGACGCCCGUCCUGGUGCUUGGACUUAUGGUGACAGCAUCCUGAGCACGCAGCAGCACGGACACCACCCUGCCUGACAUGCUCCCUGCUGGUGGAGACCAGCCCCAGAUCACCCCAGCCCCAGAUCUCAUUAUUAAGACGACUCCCAGCCAGGCGCGGUGGCUCACGCCUGUAAUCCCAGCACUUUGGGAGGCUGAGGCAGGCAGAUCGCAAGGUCAAGAGAUCGAGACCAUCCUGGCCAACAUGGUGAAACCCCAUCUCUACUAAGAAAGUACAAAACAAAAUUAGCCAGGCGUGGUGGUGCCUGCCUGCAGUCCCAACUGCUCGGGAGGCUGAGGCAGGAGAAUUGCUUGAAACCAGAAAACAGAAGUUGCAGUGAGCUGGGAUCGCGCCACUGCACUCCAGCCUGGUGAUAGAGCGAGACUCUGUCUCAAAAAAAAAAAAUGACUCCCCUCCCUUCACAGGAGGUGACUUCACCCACUUCUCCAGAGCCCCUCAGAAGCGAUGCCCAUGGACCAGUGUCCCUCGGCACAGAUUUGACAUGUGAGAAUCUGCGAGGAGCCUGAGCUUGCUGCCAGCCAGCCUGUGAUCCUACUGUAAUCUCAGCCGGAACCUGCAGCCCACACGCCAUGCCUGUGGGAGAGUCUGGCAGGGUCUGCGGAGUCUUGGUAACUGAUAACACGUUUCUGUUUCCGCAGGACCUACCUCCGGUCAGCAGGUGCUCACCCUCCGGGGAGACCACUCUCCCAGCGCCUCCUCUCCCCUGCAGCUUCCGGUGUUACCUCCUUACCCCCUAGGCUCGGCGUCACACAGAGCCUCUUCUUCACAUGGCCUCACUCUUCACUUGGUGCCCUCCCGCGGCAGACGUGCCGUCCUGACCACUGUCGGGCUCACCUCUUGUCACCUUUACCACUGAACUCCCAACAUCUCAAAGUGAUCGCUUUGAGUCACAGCGCAUGCUGUGAUGUGGAUGUGAUUGGUUUGUCCUCACCAAGUCUUGUGUUGAAGUUUCGCCCUCAGUGUGGCAGGGCUGUGAGGAGGGCCUGGUCCGGGUUUGGGUCGUGGGGCACCCUCCUGGAUGGCUGGGUGCCGUUAGUUCCUGCUCUGUCAAGACUGGAUUGGUUGGUAGGGGAAUGUAUUAGUUGCCGUGAGUGUGGUGAUAAAGCCGAGCUGUCCCUUGGGUUUGGCUCACUGCCCUUGACCUUCUCUGCCGUUUGACAUGGCAAAAUCAGAAGCAGGUUGGUGCCAGUGCCAUGUCUCUUGUGCAGCCUGCAGAACCAUAAGCCAAAUAGGCCUCUGUAUGAGUUACCCAGCCUCAGACCCACAGCACCGUGGAAGAGCGGGUGAUGGGCAGGACUGCUCGCGCAGAUACCCGCGUUUCUCCUUACUCAGAAUGUUUUCCAUGCUAUUAGCACAACGUCUUCCGCCUGUGUGAGCCUCACCUCGACAUCUGAGUGUUCCUCGGCAUCAGGUAAAGCAUGAAAGGACCCAU
Molecule: messenger RNA, 5724 nt
Organism: Callithrix jacchus (white-tufted-ear marmoset)
Lineage: Eukaryota; Metazoa; Chordata; Mammalia; Primates; Cebidae
Gene: ZNF778
Product: zinc finger protein 778
Biological process (GO): regulation of transcription by RNA polymerase II
Cellular component (GO): nucleus
Molecular function (GO): RNA polymerase II cis-regulatory region sequence-specific DNA binding; DNA-binding transcription activator activity, RNA polymerase II-specific
Source: RefSeq, a predicted model, not a curated record